Molecule: messenger RNA, 1749 nt
Organism: Strongylocentrotus purpuratus (purple sea urchin)
Lineage: Eukaryota; Metazoa; Echinodermata; Echinoidea; Camarodonta; Strongylocentrotidae
Product: monocarboxylate transporter 12-like
Exons: 4
Coding region: 194-1636 (480 amino acids)
Biological process (GO): transmembrane transport
Molecular function (GO): monocarboxylic acid transmembrane transporter activity
Source: RefSeq, a predicted model, not a curated record
AGCCCUAUCUAUUUUGCUAGACAACACUGGAUUGUUUUGCCCAAAUUGGUCCUGUUUAAGUGAAAUCUUGCUUUGGUGACCCUAUCAUGUGAAGCGAUAUCUUCAGGGCUAAAUAAAAUACUUGUUGGAUUCGAUUGGAUUGGAUUAAUCAUACAUCUGCAUUGAGGGUACACAAGUUAUAGCAAGAUUCAGUAUGUGGUAUUGGGGCUACUGGAUUGUUGUUGCCAAAUCCGUGGUACUUUUUAUAGUAACUGGCAUCGCGAAGUCUUUCGGUGUUUUUAUUCCUACAAUGGUCGAGCGUCUGGAGUCAGAUUAUGCUACUGUCGGAUUGAUAUGUAGCUUGCCUGCAACAUCUAUGUACCUCUUAAGUCCUUUUGUAACACUUGUUCUGAAGAAGAUCAACCAUCGCGUUGUCGCUAUGCUAGGCGGAGUGUUGUGUGGAUCAUGUAUUAUUGCCAGCGCUUUCUUCAAAAACUCAGUUACUGUAGGAGUCUGUCUCGCUUUAUCAGGUGUUGGCUUGUCAAUGACCUACAUGCCAACAGUGAUUGCACUGAAUGAUUUCUUCAGAGAAAAAUUCGUUUUGAUGAACACAAUCACGUUGUACGGCUACACCACUGGAUCCAUGCUGCUCCCUAUUAUAAUGGAACGGUCAUUCGAAGCAUAUGGCUAUGUAGGGGCUUUUAUUAUCCUUGGCGGUAUUGCUUUUAACCUUUUCGCGUGCGGUGCAACGAUACGCAAAGCACCAAGAAACGCAGCUACAAAUGAAGGCAGAAGUGAUAAUGAAGUAAAAGAGAAACAGAAGUGUCUCUCUAAAGGAGAGCCUUCAAUGCAAACAGAAGGCAUCUGUUAUCGCGAGGAGGAGGAGGAAGUGGAAAGAGAGGAGGAUAAGGAGGAAGAUGAUAGUGAAGAGUGCGUCUUAGAGAAAAGGCGUUUGAUUCAAAACGAGAGACGUAACACCAGUACACAGGAAACAUCCCCGAAUGCGCGCUCAUCUUGGACAAGCUCCGCCUUUCAAACCGGCAAACGGUUCUGUGGAAUAUUAAACGAACCACUCUAUCUUUUCACCAUCCCGAUUAAUUUCUUGUGCCUUUUCUCCAUGUAUUCGUGGAUGCUGUUUCUGGUCCCCCACGCUGAACACCUGGGAAUCCCUCCUUCCAAAGCUAUCUUCCUCUCCACAAUUGGCGGCAUAGGUGGCAUUAUCGGUCGGACCAUCUUCAUCAUCCUCGUCGGCAAAGGCAUCAAUGUUUAUGUCGUCUACAUCGCCAUAGGUCUCAUCGGCACGGCAUCAUUUCUGCUGGACUUCAUCAGUUCUGCUUACGCGGUGCGUGCUACCUUGGCUUUUGUCCAGGGUUUCUCCUUCUUCAUCGAGGAUGCUAUUAUGUCCAGUUUAUUCAAAGAUGCAGUCUUUGACAAUCGGAAUUUUAACAUGGCCGUGGCUCUCGGUUUAUUCGCGGGAGGACUGGGGGCGACAUGUGCAGGAACAAUUACAGGUUAUCUGUUUGAUGUCACCCAGUCAUUCACGAUGGUGUUCAUCAUCGUCGGCUUCAUUCACGCCGUCAUGGUCGUUAAUCUCUUCAUCGUAUGGAUGCUCAUCAAGAGGCGACGACAAGAUGUCAGCUCUUAUUUUGACCAUUGAGGUUUUAGAGGAGGAGGCAGAAACUUCUACCUAUCCUCCUUCCUUUUAAAAUAAAUAAAGGAGGUGCCCUUAACAAGUUGAUACCGAACAACCGAUUAAUAUAAUAAUAACUA